GGAACAGUAAGCGAUGCGACUCAGUCGCGAUUCGAAGCCGGUCGUGGUAAGAGAAUGUAUCGUGUGCCGUGUCGCGCGUGAGCACACGGUAUCCUCUUUAUUUCGUUUUUUUUUUCAUUUCCAUAUAUUUUUCCGUGUUCCGUUGUGUUCCCUCUCGUGUGUCGAACGGGACAGUGGUGUACACGCUGGAAUAUAUCGCUUUAGAAUCGAGAUGGCUUCGUUUACGUGUACUUUCCUCGUUUCACCUUGACGAAUACAACAAGAAAGAGAACGUGUUUUUUUCGAGCCUUUGCUCGUUUCCCCUCCGCUUCUCCUUUGUGUUCCAUCGUCGCGAGUGAUCACAGUGAAGAAGGCGAACAUUCUCCUUCGAAGAUGCUGACUUCUAGCGCAAAUCAGUACCUCCGUCCGGAAUAUCUUACGCCUUUACCUACUACGCUGGACGCGAAGAAGAGCCCGCUCGCGCUGCUCGCCCAGACAUGCAGUCAAAUAGGAGCGGACACGCCGUCCAACAAAUCGUUGCUGGGCUCGUUGGACAAGGCUACGAGCGGCAACAGCAAGUCGUGCAAGUCGACGACGGAUCAACGAGAGCGCGAGAAAUCGUCGCCGGGGAUCGUGGCCGCCUCCUCCUCCUCCUCCUCCUCCUCGUCGUCGUCGUCCACGGCCGAGUCGAGCAAGGCGGCCAACUUCAAGCCGUACGAGUCGUGCCUGUCGGAGAAAGCGUCGAGCCCGGACGAGCAACAGCGGUCCUCGUCCGCUCACUCGAUAUCCGGCCGCUCGAGGACGCCCGGGAGCAAGCGAUGCUCGAGCAAUCAGAGCGGGUGUUCCGUGCGAGCGAUCACCCCUCACCAACAGGGGAGGAAAACGGGGACGCCGAACGGCGACGGGGCGCGCGAGUCGCCAGCCUCGAGGAAUCAACUCGUCGUCGACUCGUCCUCCUCCUCCUCCUCCUCCUCCUCGUCCACGUGCUCUUCCUCGUCCAACUCUUGCUCGCAGCCGGCGGUGGCCGGCAGCCCGUCGCUACAGGCGAAGCCGUCGUCCUACAGCCCCGCGGGUGUCCUCGCCGUCGCCGACCCGUCCAUCAAGGAUCUUCCACUGGGCACGUUCAAACCGGGCCUCUCCUGCUCCUCGGCCGGUUACCUGGGCUUCAGCCCCCAGUUACCGAUCGACGCGACGGCCGGCUCCUUGAUAUCGCACCAGCACGCCGCGUUGAAGAACGGUUUGGUGGGCAAUCCGUAUCUGAGCUACGCGAGGUUGAAGAGCGCGGGAUCGGGGGCGGCCGAGGCGGCGGGGCUGAUGCCUGUCUGCAGGGAUCCGUAUUGCACCGGUUGCCAGUUGAACUCUCAUUUGCUCGCGAGCUCGGCGAGUUUGGCCGGCGGCGGGAAAUUGGGGGGCGCCUCCUCCUGCCCCGCUGGAUGCGCGCAGUGCGAUCACAAGGGGAACGGUAGUGGUGCUGGUGGUGGUGGUAGUGGUGGUGGUGGAAGUGGUGGUGGAAGUGGAGGUGGUGGUGGUGGUGGCAGUGGUGCGACGACAACGGGUUACGGAGCGUUGGGUGUCGCGGCGUACGCUCACGCGCAACUUGCCGCUUUGGCGGCCGUCUCCCAACUCCCUUACGUGUGCAACUGGAUAGCCGGGGACACGGCGUAUUGCGGGAAAAGGUUCUCCACGUCCGACGAGUUGCUGCAACAUUUGAGGAGUCACACGAGCGUGGGCGGGGGGGGGACGGGCGCCGACCCCUCGGGGCCGGCCCUCUCCCUGCUCUCGCCCCCCGUCGGCCUGCCCGCCGCGCAUCCCCUGUUCGCCAGGACUUACCCAACGCCACCUCUGAGCCCGCUCGCGACCGCCCGUUACCACCCGUACGGGAAACCGUCGCCGCUCUUGGCCCCGUCUCUGUCGUCCUUGGCUCUGCCCCUCCCCCCGCCGCACCCCCACGCGGCCCCGGCCUUGCCACCCUACUUCUCCCCUUACUCCUUGUACGCCGCCCCGCCGAGGCUCGGCGCCGCUUCCGGCCUGCCUCAAUGAGUAGUUCACGGCCAAACCGCCGGAUAUCGAUCGUCUCGUCGACUGUGAUCCACGCGCGGAUACGUACGUUUCGAUUCCUUCUUAUACCUUGUCUCUUCCUUUAUCUCUCUUUCCAUUCUCUCGUCGUAGAGAUAGAAGUUGGUAAAAGGAUCGCGGUUAUUCCGUUCGAAAAACGCGCGCUUUUCACUGUGAUUCCGCGCGGAUCCGAAAAUAACGACGGCUGCUUGGGAGGGGGGGGGAUCGCGGUCUUUUACCACCUUCCUUUCUUCGACCGCUUGCAUAUCUCGAACGUCACGUUCGCUCGCCACCGUGAUCCUUACGCUUACGUUUUGUUGUUUACAUCGACCGACACGUUUCCUCGAGAUAUAUUUGUGUGUAUAUAUAUAUAUCAUUUUCCUAUUCCCCUUGACGACGAACGUUUCCGGUAGAGAAAAUCUCCGAUUUAGCUUAAUUUCGACGGGUAAAGGAAAGAAAGAGCGGGGGGAAAAGAGUAUAAAAAAUAAAAACCAAUGUUCAACUGUGAUUUUCGAGUGAGAAAGCACGUGCAUGAGUGAGAUACAACUGCGCUUCCGCUACAGUUACGGUGUACGCGUGAUCCUAGAAUUUAUCUAUACGUAUAUAUAUACAGCGACGCGAUCGUUCGAUUCGACGGAUUAAUUAUUUUUAAUAUCACCUCCCCCCUCCUCUCCAAGGAUAUUUCUUAUUAAUAUCACGAUGACAAUUGUAUCCACCCGAUUCGGACUUAUUUGGAACGUGAAACGUGGAAACGUUCGAGAUACUGAGAAAUAGUACAAAGUGUAAAGAAUAAACGUUCUGCGAUGUAAUAUCUGUGUAAGGUAACGAAACGUUCCGAUCGUAAAUUUGCGGUUCUUUUCCGGCGUCGUUUCGCGUUCCAAGCCCGAGAGGCGAAGAUAACUCUUGUGCGCGCGCACAGCGCGGACGGAGAGAAACGGAGGAACGGGCGCCGUAAAUUCCGGUCUACGGAACGCGGUCUACCAAUCGUAACAAUCGUACCAAUCGUUGUCGCGGAACGCUCGAGUCUAUGUGUUUUACUACUAUUUACGGAUCAAUAAUAUAAUAAUAUUCGUCGCUAAACUUUUAUUGUAACUAUUGUACAUUUGUUCAUAGAUACGUUCAUAGAGGAUGAAAUUUAAUAAUAAUAAUUAAGAAAAAAAAGAAAAGGAAAAAAAAAGUGAAAGAAGGAAAGGGACGAAUGAAUAAA
Messenger RNA from Apis mellifera (honey bee), 3241 nucleotides. RefSeq names its product zinc finger protein Elbow. Gene Ontology annotation, biological process: negative regulation of DNA-templated transcription. Bases 373 to 2019 code for a protein of 548 amino acids. The record is from RefSeq and is a predicted model, not a curated record. Gene Ontology annotation, cellular component: nucleus. The transcript is spliced from 3 exons. Lineage: Eukaryota; Metazoa; Arthropoda; Insecta; Hymenoptera; Apidae.